Molecule: messenger RNA, 2359 nt
Organism: Trichosurus vulpecula (common brushtail)
Lineage: Eukaryota; Metazoa; Chordata; Mammalia; Diprotodontia; Phalangeridae
Gene: SLC18B1
Product: solute carrier family 18 member B1
Exons: 16
Coding region: 524-1900 (458 amino acids)
Biological process (GO): transmembrane transport
Molecular function (GO): transmembrane transporter activity
Source: RefSeq, a predicted model, not a curated record
GGAGGCGGUGUGCGUGGGUGUCCUGAUCUAUCUGCACAUACUAGGGGGAACACAGGAACCUGUGAAAGGCCUCAAAGGCCUAAGAGAAGAAAGUUUCUUCAGCUGUAAAAUAAGGAGGACUUAGCAUGUUAUUUGAAGUCCCUUCAAGCUGUUAUUAUUCUAAAGGUUGAAAGGGGUUCGAUUAUACGCCCGUGCUAACCAAACAGAAAUAGUACCACGUGGGUUACAUACAGUCUCUUGAGUUCUCCCUCUCUCCUUGGCAAUUACGGUAGUGGCCUGUGCCUUUAAAAAAAAAAAAAAAGAAAGAAAGAAAGGGGGAAAAAAACAGCUACCCACCUAUCUCCCAGGAAACCUUCUACUCUUGAGUGUGAGGCUGAGAACCUCCCUGAGCUGCGAAGGAUGCUCGGACACAGACGAAGGGCACAGAGAAGCUGGUGCUAACUGGGUGACAGCAGAAUCCCGGACGCCUCAGACACGAUUCCAUCCCCAGAAGUCACAACGUUCCCGGCUCCGAAGGCUCGGGAUGGACAAACCUCUGCCGCCCGAGAGCAACUUAACCUCAGAUAAUGGCCAGCCAGAGGUUGUCAGAAAAGAAUCUAGACGUCUUUCAAGAGAACAGCUUUUUACGCUAAUAUCUGCUGGUUCCAUUAAUUUGGGAUCAAUGAUGUGCUAUUCAAUAUUGGGACCAUUUUUCCCUAAUGAGGCUGAAAAAAAAGAUGUCAGCAAUACAGUUAUUGGAAUGAUCUUUGGAUGUUAUGCUGUGUUCAACUUACUGUCAUCCUUGUUAUUUGGGAAAUAUCUUGUACACAUUGGAACAAAGUUCAUGUUCGUGGCAGGAAUGUUUGUCUCAGGAGGAGCUACAAUUCUUUUUGGUAUGUUGGACCAAGCUCCUGAUGGACCAGUAUUCAUUACUAUGUGUUUUCUAGUGAGAGUGGUGGAUGCCAUAAGUUUCGCUGCAUCACUAACUGCAUCGUCUUCUAUUCUUGCAAAAGCUUUUCCAAGUAACGUAGCUACAGUGAUGGGAAGCCUUGAAAUCUUUUCUGGGCUGGGCCUAGUUUUGGGACCUCCUCUAGGUGGCUUUUUAUACCAAACCUUUGGCUAUGAAGUACCCUUUAUUUUUCUUGGAUGCUUAGUUCUACUGAUGGUGCCAGUCAACAUGUGUAUUUUGCCUGACUAUGAUUCUGCUCCUAGUCAACACUCAUUCUGGAAACUGAUUUCUAUACCCAAGGUUGGACUUCUAUCAUUUGUCAUCAUGUCAUUAAGUGGAGGUUUUGGUUUCUUGGAUCCUACACUGUCUCUCUUUGUAUUGAAUAAAUUUAAUUUGUCAGCAGGAUACGUGGGCUUUGUAUUUCUGGGGCUGGCAUUAUCAUAUUCUAUUUCUUCACCCCUCUUUGGACUGCUAAGUGAUAAAAUUCCAUACCUAAGGAAAUGGCUCCUGGUUUCUGGAAGCAUAAUAACAGCAGUAUGCUAUAUGCUUUUAGGACCUUUUCCAAUCUUGCGUAUUGAAAGUCGGCUCUGGCUCUUAGUCCUAGCACUGGUUGUGAACGGCAUCUCUGCUGCAAUGAAUAUAAUACCAACUUUCCCAGAGAUACUCAGUUGUGCAUAUGAAAAUGGAUUUGAAGAAGGAUUAAGCACGCUGGGACUUGUGUCUGGACUUUUUGGUGCAAUGUGGUCACUUGGAGCUUUCAUAGGACCAACACUAGGUGGAUUUUUAUAUGAAAAAAUUGGUUUUGAAUGGGCUGCAGCUAUACAAGGACUCUGGGCUCUAAUUACUGGACUGGCAAUGGGACUGUAUUAUAUUGUGGAGCACUGGCGAAGAAAGAGAUGUGAACUCCAAAAUACCCUCUGCACAGAAGAAGAUAGAGAAGAAAGAACAUCUCUGUUGCCCCAUGGGAUAUAGCCUUACAUACUCUGGAUUCAUAGGAUGCUUGAAGCUGUAUUCUCAUUACUUUUACAAAUCAGAAAUAUUUUUUUCAGAAAGAAGAGCCCACAAACAGAACAUAGGGCCCUAAAAACGAGCUUUUUAAAUGAUCCAGAGUUAGGUGGUUAAGUGCCCUGAUAAGCUGGCCAACUUUGAUAUAUUUGAUGUGCCUUGUACAGGACAAAUGUUGGAAAAUUCUUUGGAUCUGUUUUUAUGUGUAUGUCAAAGCUCCUUGCCUUCUGGGCUGGGUGGCUGAAUGUAUUCAGGUUUCUUACUACUUCAGUGUAUGUUUUACUGUAAGUGCAAUCAUUCUGUAAAUGCACCUUUUUAUGGGGGGGCUAGGGAGAGAGAAUGACUUAUCUUUGGGUAACUGAUAACCUCAGUGAACUUAUACAGUAACUCAACCUCAGUGAACUUAACAAUGACUCAAAAUAUUUG